Anguilla rostrata (American eel) is the source of this 9080-nucleotide messenger RNA. Its product is annotated as NALCN channel auxiliary factor 1-like. The record is from RefSeq and is a predicted model, not a curated record. The transcript has 3 exons. NCBI's taxonomy places the organism in Eukaryota, Metazoa, Chordata, Actinopteri, Anguilliformes, Anguillidae. Gene Ontology annotation, cellular component: plasma membrane. Gene Ontology annotation, molecular function: stretch-activated, monoatomic cation-selective, calcium channel activity. Gene Ontology annotation, biological process: calcium ion import across plasma membrane. Bases 1196 to 2371 code for a protein of 391 amino acids.
AAAUAAACUGUCGACUGAAACACAGAAAAGGCAGAGGAGAGGCACAAGAGCACUCGAGCAGGCCGAGUGCCGAGUGCGAUAUCCCGGUUUUUGUUUCUGCCUUUCCUCGUCGUAGCGCUGUUUAAUCCAACCUUCUGUGGAAUUCUAAUUUAUGAACAAUAACAGUAAAUUAUUUCACAGUGGACCCAGGACGCUAGAAAUAGCCCUGAAAUAUUGAACAUGUGAGUUAAAAAAAAAAAAAAAAACGUUAAGGAGAAGGGCGUAAGUAUUUCGAUGGAAACUGGAUUAUUUCAUGAACACAAAUUCAGUGAGAAAAAAGGACGUAGGCUACGCGUCAAAUGGAAAUUGUAUAUCCAACUUAAGGAAUGUUAUCUCAACAAUUUAUGAAACUUAAUACUUUAUCCUUCUAAAAAUGGAUUUGGUGGCAAUACUACAUUGGAUGGAACAAAUGCUUCUAACCUGUCUUUCAUCUGAACUGCGUUCGAAGUCUCACCCAAUGUCAAAAGUAUUGAAUUACUUUCCAGCAAACCGGUAACAGGCAUCUUUCUGCUCGAUACAAACACAUAUCUCACGGAAAAGAAUUGGCAAUGUAUGGUAAUUCGUUUAUCCGCGCGUAUUAAUAUGUAUCAAUUGCUUGUAAGCAGAUCUGCAAUUGCACCAGGAUGGAGAGAUCUCGGCGCUGGAGAUGACGCAAAUGACCCAGCUCCACCAAAAAGUGUUUCAAGACGAACAUGGCGGCAACUUAAGACAGGACCAAGAUGACUGUGGAUAUCAAAAGAAGAGAUCCAAGGCAGUCUGCCCAGAUACAGAACGGAAAAUCACCUGGCUAAAACAAUAAGACCCUGCUUUUUUCUCGCUGGACUCCAGAACAGGCGGCUUGUGGCUGUUUUACUAUAGCUGGUCUACGGAAAGGCAGAGCGCUCAGCCCAGGAGAGAGGGAGAGAGAGGCAUGUUGUCACAGAGAACUAGGUUUUUUCUCCGGAGAGCCAUGGAGAACGCGGAUAUGACAAUGCCUGGCUUAAUCUCUUUGGAUUCACUAAUUGAAUGGGAAUAGGAGAUCGCCGCGGAGAGAAGCCAGGAUCACUUGAAAUCCAACGUUUAAGGGGAAAUAACACAAGACAAUUCCUAAGUCAAUGAAUAUUGUGGCAAAGGAGCCCUCACGGUGGAGUCGGCCGGUGUUGCGCUUUCCCAAAAUAUGACCAGGGGCGCUUGGAUGUGUCGGCAGCAAGAUGACGGCUUAAAAAUCUGGUUUGCACCCCGGGAGAACGAAAAACCAUUUACUGAUCCAGAAAGGGCCCAGAAAUGGCGACUGUCCUUAGCAUCCCUCUUGUUUUUAACCGUUCUGCUAUCUGAUCACUUGUGGUUAUGCGCCGAGGCUAAACUGACACGGACUCGAGAGAAGCGCCCGGACAAGUUAGCAUUCACGGACAUGGGCGAUUACCAAACCGUCAACCACAUACUUUCACCCAACCUUCAUUCACCACACAGCAACCUCACGAAAAAGGGAAAUGCUAUUUUUAUAGGGAAUUCUACCAAACGUUUGUGGCGCCUAGAAACUUGUCAUCCCGAUAGUUUAUCUAAAAACUGCUAUACUUUUGACGAUGCCGAACCUGUGUGCAGGGGCCUUUCCGAAACGCAGGGGACGCAGUCGGUGGAUUUGAAUUUAAGCGAUUUUUAUCUUUCUUUUUGUAAUUCCUAUUCUCUUUUGGAUUUGUUUUACGGGUUGUCGAGUCCGGACAAUUUGAACUGUAGCCUUGACAUGAUUAUGGAUGGCAAUCUAGUAGGCUGCAGUCAGUGCGUCCAGGCGUACCAACGCUAUGACCAGCACGCUCAGGAGAAAUAUGAAGAGUUUGAGGUUAUGAUUCAGAAAUAUGAAACGGAUGUAUAUUCGGUGAGGACAUGCAUGGAAGAGUGUAAGGUUGCGUACAAACCUUGGCUGUGCUCCCAGUACUUCCAGGUGACGCAGAUGCAUUGCAGCAACAAGAUCUCGUGCAAGCAAUACUGCCUGGAGGUCCAGCAGAGAUGCCCGUUUAUACUGCCGGACAAUGACGACCUCAUUCACGGAGGAAGUCCCAGUUUUAUAUGUACAGGGCUUUUACAGAAACAGUCGACCAACACGGAAACAGAGUGCUGUGAUGUCCGAUGGGACUUCAAAGCGGACAGCCAAUCCAAAGGGACUUUUAAGAGGACUCACCCCUCUUGUCACCACCGGACGUCGGUCACGACAUCCGCGGCAGCCAGACUGUGUAACAGCAGGCUCAAGCUCUGCGUUCUGGUCCUGGUCCUCAUACUGACCGCAGCACAGAACUCAACAGGGCUCGCCAUUGGGUCAUUCUCAGCAGUGGAGGAGAGCUCCACCAAUGAGGAGUGAGGGGAACAUCCCCCUUCUGCUGGGAUCAGAGGAACGUGUCAAUCACCUCCCUCCCCCCGCGCACGGGCUCCCCCGAAGACGCCACCCAGCCUAGGUCUUGUGGGUAACAUCUGCAGGAUCUUCUGGGUAAUGGGAACGGGGAAAACAGAGUGUAUGACUGGAAAUGAAGGACACACAAACUAAAAAAAGAACAAGAAAACACCGCAGCCUUUGUAGAAUACAAAUGGCUACUUCAGAGCUGAGUUCUCUCACAACAUUUUAUACGUUGUGUUCAACUGUUUGAAUUGUGUUUUGCACUAGAUAACUACAGGAUUUUAUGUAUGUGCUCACUUGUUUGGUUUGUUGAUUUGUCAUUGGGCAUGAAGGAAGUCGCUUUUGGAAAUGGCUAGGUAAUUAACAGGGAAGUGUGUGAGUGAGUCAGCUUGUGUGUGUGUGUGUGUGUGUGUGCAUGUCCAUCUUGUUGUUUCUUUUCUGAUGUUUUGUUUAAUUUGCAAAUGAAGGUACACAGAAACACAAAAACAGAUGCUACUUUACCAUGAUGUGGCAAAUGAAGGUUGUUACUGGUGAAAUCAUCCCACGCCAAAGCACACACACAGCACAGCCUCACUUAUGACAGUAUUACUAGGCUGACCAGGUGAUGCAGUAGUCCAUCCAGGCUUAUUAAUACACGUCAGUUUUUUCUGUCUCUAACACAUCAUCCUGUCUUUGGGUGACUGCAAAUUAUGAGGACCAUUGUUUAAUACUAUGUAAGAUGAUGAAAAUAUCUACAUUUCAAGUAGACUGAGUCCCAAUGAAUCAUUUCAAUCAUGGGUGGUCACUGAACAGUCAUAACACACUUUACAAAACACAUGGUACCUGUUUACUUGAAAAAACGCUUAGUUUUGCCAGGUUAGUUGCUGUAAACUGCAUUUCUGAGAGUUUGCGUUGGUAAAUGUACAAUGCCAUAUUCGUAGCAAAAUCCUAAUUUCAUUGUUUGUCAUUUAUAAGCUAAAUAAUGGAUUCCUAAGAACAACACAAUUUCAUAUCUAAAAAGAAAAAUUCUUAAAUUAAUGUUGCACCCAUUCUGCUGACCGACUGAAAGUUUCACUUAUUUUUUUUUUAAUUUUUAUAAAGCUAGCUAUCAUAAAUAAUGUAGCAAUUAACUCAAAAAAUGUAGCUGGGUGUAUAAACCUAUAAUGCGAUUAAACAUUUUUAUUGCAUCACACUUUUCCAAAACUGGCUAACUAUGAAUCUAAAAAUCUGUCUAAAAAUUGAUUCUAUUUAUAAAAAUUAAAAAAAAAAUUUAAUAUACAUAUCAGAACAAAAAUCUGGUCAGCCUAUAUAAUCAUGUUCAAAGUGGGUAUCGGUAAGCUUCCUGUCUCUUUAUGUUACAGAGCAUGUGCAUGCCUGUGAGAUCUUGCUACUGCAUAUCACUUCCUGUCACACCAGCCAGGCCAGUUACACACCGAUACACACAGCUGUAAAACUGGGCCUUGAAACAGGAAGUACUUAGUAACAAUGCCAUGCUGUGACUCAGAGAUGGGUCAGUUUAGCCAAUCAAUAUCAGUCUGGGGAUCCUGUUUGUGUCCCAUUCAGCAACUCACCAGCUCAGAAGCAGCUCCAUGACCCCCCAGUUAUGUUUACUGUCCCGAAACCACUGCAUUUGUCUGUUGUGUAUAUUAAUGUCACAAGGCCAUGUAUUACAAUGGUUGAUUUAAUGAUUUAAACUCGAUUUUACCUUACCCAAAUGGCCGAGAAUGUUUUUAUUGUUCUUUCUUUUUUUUUUUUUUUUAGUUCCAGCAACACAUACAUUGUGUGACUCAUAAUAACAAAGUCAUUUCCCACUACCUGCUACACAGUGAAUGAAGAACAAAAAGAGUGUUAUAACUGUACCCUCAGGGUAGGUCAGCAGUGUGAAGUGAAAGAAUAUAAAGGAAAAAUAGAAGAAUGUCAUAGACCCAUGUCCUUUUUGCUGAACGUACAUUUGAUUGCAUUGAGUAAAGGGCUUACUAAAUGUUUACACAAACACGCACACAAACACACACAUAUGCACACAUGCACACACACACACACACACACACACGCAUACCCAUAAUCACACACUCGCUUGCGUAUAGUACACUAUUUGCAUUGCAUACGAACAUGCUUAAGGUCUGUUUAAAGCGCAUGCUUGAAGAGUAAACCUCAACGAGAACGCAUGCUUUCUAGUUGUUUCAUUCCGUGCUUUAGAAAAGAAUGAAGGAUUUUAAAACAUACCAGCAGAAGCAGAAGCCCAGAGAGGGGCUUUGUGUGGAAGAUUCCGGGUCCUUGAUGCACUGCUUUCAGUGUGAAGGAAGGAGUCAUAAGGGCUUAUAUUAAACAAGGUUUCCUUCCAUUGGUACCGCUCUGCAGUGGCUGGGGGUGCGGAUGUGAAAAUUGUAUCAGAGCACAGUGCCGAGGCACACACACACACACCGAUGCACAUGCGUACACGCACACACACACACACACGCACACACACACAUGUAUGUGCAUGUGCAUGCACACACACACAAGCAUGCACACAGACAAACAGGUGAGCACACACACACUUAUAUGAACACCAUGUGGUGUGCACAAGUCCCAGCUUGCAGUUCGGAAAGCUCUGCAUCAAGGUUUUCACAAACUUUUCAGCAGCCACUUAAAGCCAGUAUUCCUCUUUUCAAAUAUUUUUUGUUUGUUUUUCUUUUCUUUGAUACCGAAGUUAUUGAAAUUGUAUACAACUCAUUACAAAAAAAGAGGGCAACCUGCUUCAUAAAUUUCAUCUUUGUUUGGUAGGUGAGAAAUAAUUUGAUAGUUCAUGCCUCUGAAAGACCACAAGGCCAUCAAUGUCACUUGAACGCUAUUAAAGAUCUACUGCACAUUUGCAAUCUCUGCUGAACGGGUUCAGUGCUUCACCUGUCAGUCCCCAUCCAUCAAAAGCAUAACUGGCUGUCAGCUUUCAAAAUGUAAACAGGGUAAGAGCAACUGUAAUAACACCUUCUGGAAUUUAUGUAUCCAUAAUGUAUUGCAUUUCCAGACGUCUCAUCUCUUUUUAACGUACUGCAAGUCAGUCAUGUUACUUUGUUUCCAGCUAAUUCUGGGAAGCAGUAGCCAGAGGUGCACCCAUGUUACACAGAUUAAUCUCUUCACUCAGCUAUUUCUGCUAACUGCAUUAAUAUUUUUUGUCAUGGGUGAGUCAUGCGUGAAUUGACCCUUGUCUGUGUCAGCAGCUUGCAUUUGCUUGGUUGAAACUGAUUCUGUUUUGAGUUACAGACUGAAGGAAAAAUACAUUAUUUUGUCAUGCACCUCAUCCCCUGUUAAAUCUAACCCCUCUUCUAUUCCAUUUUUGUUUUUGUUCCUUUUUGUAUUGAGUCUCCAUGUAACAGCAAACAAACAUACUUUGCAGCUUCACCUAAUCUCCCAAAAUAAUAACAUAUGGCUCCACUGUGCGUAAGAACAUAGAAUACUUCGGCCUUGGUGGAAGUCCCCACAAGCCAUUAAAGCAGAUAAAUUAAGGAUUCCACUAGCUUUGUAAGAUGGCUUGUGUGAGUGGAACCUCUACAUUUCAAAGAUUCCCUCAAGAAUAUUAGUCUUGGUGCAUAAAAGAGUCAAAUCCCUGAAACUACAACAAAGUACUCUCUCCUCUCACCCACCAUCUACUUAUUAAUUAUCAACGUUUAAUAGAAUAAGGUAAUUUUUAUAUAACCUGAAGACUGAAAUAGUAUGCAUAAAUGCAUAGCGCAGUUUAAGAAACUAUUUUUGAAAAAAAUGCAGUAUUUUGAUAUUGUUACACAAAUUUACAAAUGUUUUGUUUCAGCUCAGAUUUCUGUAUUUUAUCUAUCAGUGUACGACAGACGAUAAUGUGUUAAGUAAAAAAGAGAACAUACAGUAAAAUAAGCUUUUUUAAAAGAAAAUACUCAAACCCAUUAAUGCCAAACAAAUGAACACGUUAGAAUGCAUGAUCAUUCCGGUAAUGCUAAAGUUAGUCAGAGUGCAAGAGUGAAUGUUUAGAAUAGGCUUGCCUGAUAAUAUUAUCUUGUCACGUUUUGGGUUUGUUCUUGUAGCUUGACUACAGUAAGGAAGUCACAACGAAAGCAUGUAUAAUCUCAAAAAUUUCCCAUUGUUACGCACAGCUGUGGCUGUUUUUGCUUAUCCUGUAUAAAAUUGAUGAAUUUGGGUCUACUACCGCGCAUGAUGUCGCAACCACUAAACUGCAUGUCUGAAAUGGAAGCAUCCAGGAUAUCCUGAGGCCUAGUGCUAGAAACAUCAUGAGCUCAUAAACAUCGCCACACUUCCCCAAUGUGCAUACGUUAUGUUGAAGGAAGGACAAGAAAGAUUUUGAGUACUUUAUUAUGCUUAUGGUGCUAUGCCAUCACCAGGUUGGUAUAGAUCUGUGUAAUAUGCAUUAUCUCCUCACAAAAUUCUGGUUGUAUCUGGUUGGAUGCUUAAACAAGAGGCAUUUCAAUCAUAUUCUUGCAAAUCCAAGUCUGUGAACUCCUGAAAGAAGGAUUGUAGCCCUUGGAGGUGCAAUCGUAAAAAAAAAAAAAAAUGUUCAGUGAAUGUUUCCCUUCUACUCCAGAGAAACAUACAGUGCCAUGUCAAGUUUAUGUCAGAAAACUAAAGUGAAGCAACAGAUUCCAAACUAGCCUCUCUAUGCUACACAUAAUAUAUAACACAGUAAGACAACAGGUAUCUGGAAACAGCUCAAUAUUCUCUCUAUCAUAUAAUACCCACUGGCCACAGAAAUCAUCAAAACCUAUUAAAUACUUGGCCUAGAUUACACAUACAUGGCACUGUAAACCUGGAAUUGAGACUCAAGAAGACAGAGAAGGCUUAUGUAAAAUAUUUCAGUCACUACAGGCUUGGUGUAGUAUGAAAGAGGAGAGACAGAAUUAUAUGAAAGGCUCAGUUUAUGAUGCGAGGAGUGAACAAACAUUUACACUGACUACAUUGUAUGACAGGGGCAGAUGAACUGAAGUAAAAUAUCUCUAAGCUUCAACUUAUCUAAUUAAUAUUAAUACAUGUUGAUGUUAGUAUCAUUUUCAAAUUAACCCUUAUGUGUCUAACUCAUUUUCAACAGUUUGUGCUAUUACACCAUUAAAGAGGGUGUUUAUCAAUGGCCCCUUUUAAACAUUUAAUUGAGAAUCUAUAAGCUGUAAAGCUGCUAUUUAAUAAUAAAAAACAUUUUCCCACAUAAAUUAUUGCACAUGAAAAAUUAAUGGCUUUCUUUCUAAUGCAAUUUAAAUAUGAAUCUAACUAAGCAAAAAGUGAUCCAGGAUAGAUAAUUGAUUAAUCUGGCAUUGCCAAUUUCAUGAACACACUAUUCUGUCAAGCGAGUCCCCAUUCUUACACACAAAUACUCACGCACCCACGCACAUACACACACUGUACCUUUUUUUAUUUUGAUUUGCAUGUUACUCCAAGCCAUUCCUGUGUGUUUUAUCAUUAUGUAUUGUAGUAACUUAAAGCCAUUACAUUACUCAAAACAAAAGGAGGAAAUGUGUGCAAUUGUUUAUCAUUGAGCAGGCAUUAGGUCCGUUUCUAACACGUGAGUGAAUGCAUGUGCUGUACAUUAGUACAGUCUUCCUGAAAACAACAUUUGAAUAAUUUGUGCUCAGACUACUUUUUCUCAGCCAAAAUGAAUUUCAUUUCAGACUCACGUUGUAUCAUACCACUUUUAUGUAUCGCAUUGAAACUACGUGUGGAGGAACUGACACAAUGUGAGGUUUUGCAGAAGUGAAUGGCACAGAGCUAAUGCCUACUUAAUGCAGAGUUCAACCAAAAAUACAAUCAAAUAUAUUCUUUAUUUAUGGUAUAUUUAUCUCCCACCAAAAUGAAGACAUAAUUAGAUCCCCUGUGGCAUUUUCAGUGGGUGUAUGGAUUCUGGAAACUGUUUAACUGUUAUUUUAUAAAUCCUGUGGAUCUAUGCAGUUGUAACCCUUGUCUUUUCUGUUGUAAAUACGUCACAAGAACCCUACAAGUUUGUCUCCUUUGAUGUGUUUUUUUUAUUUUUUUUUAUUUUUAUUUUUAAAGAGGUACAAUUUUAUUUUGAAAGUGCUGAAAAUUAAGGCUGUGAUUUCUGCAGAUAUGGACUGCGGUGUCAUGUGACCAGUAAGAGUGUCCUCAGAUUUUUUGUCCUUCAGAAGCGGAUGAGAUGUACUAUGUGGGAACAAUGAUGAUAAGGACCACACUUUAUCUUAAAGGCCUGUUUAUGUUGUUAAAUAACUAGUGACAGAUAGUCCAAAGUAACCUAUUAUAUUUGUUUAAGAAGCAAACAAAUUGACUACCUUUUUUUGUCUCUGUUCAUAAAAUUUGUUGUUGUGACCUGCCAGUGUCACAUGUUAAUUGGCCAUUUAUUGUAUGUAACAUUGCAAAUAAAUACAUUUAUUAAUGAAUAAAAAUAAUAAAAAAUUAAGUCAUAGCAAAUAUAUUUGCUGGUAAACACUAUAUACAGUCCUUUAACUUACCAAGUGUGUCCUAUAAAGUAAGAGACAUAUAGAGAUUAUUAUUAUUAUUAUUAUUAUUAUUAUUAUUACUAUUAUUAUUAUUAUAUAAGAAUAUUGUAUUAUGAUAGAUGCUUUAGUUGAGUAACUAUCUUUAAUUUUUUACAUACAACUUUGAUGAAAUUAUUUAUAAACCAACUCACAAGUCAUGAUCUUUUCAACAGUAUGAACAACACAGCUACGAUUAUUAUGUUCCAAUGAAAAUAAAUACAAAGAUGUUAAAUAAU